UCAUGUGCACCCCGUGUUGAAGAGUAACUGACCUUAUGUAGUAAGCACAUUGGUUGACGGUCAGACUUCUUGCAGGGGCGGGAAUACUUAUUCCCGACCCUACAUCACGAUCAUUUCCUGUCAUUAUUUCUCUCCUGUCACCACUGGACACCAUUAUGGGCACUACUGCAGCCACUCAGAGUAUCUAUUACCACUGCACUGCAACACUCGCGCUUUCGUUCUGGGACUUCCUAAUGACGUUCGGAGAUGAAGUCCAUUAUAUUUGGCCGAUGAAAAGACGCACGUUCAAAUGGCUUUACAUGUUCCAUCGCCAUUUCCUAUUGGUUACUCAUAUAACGUGCCAGAUCCUUCUCCCCUUCUUUCCCGUCAUGUCUUUUCGCAUUUGCCGGGCUCUACUUGCGUCUGUGACAGCUGUGUUAGAGUGCGCUAAUUUCACAUCGGAAUUUAUAUUGGCGUUCAGAGUUUGUGUGUUAUUCGGUCGCCGCCCAUGGGUAUCGCGCCUUCUUGGAUGUCUCAUGCUAGCCGAGCUACUCUGCUGUAUGGCUACUGCAACUUUGACUUUAAAGAGUUAUAGAGGUGGCAUGCUGUUCCAGGUCUCCCCAGACCCGAAGAUACAAAUGGCAUGCACAGCGGUUGUGCACAGCACCCUCAUCACCCUCACGGUGGUUAAGUAUCUCUCUACCGUUGGGGCGAGGGGUGCUGAAAGGAAGGUCAUAACAGAGUUUACACUCGAUGGAGCUGUUACCCAUCUCAUCAUGGCAGGUUUGCUUGGUUUUGGUCUCACCAUAACCACCGUGCCGAAUUCCGGACCAUUCAUUAUGUUUUUCUGGUCAUUGACUGUACAUUCUGUCUGCGGAAGUCGACUGAUAUUGAAUGUGGCGCGCAUGCUGGGCCACAUGCAAGGUUUACCGGAGGAUGAAAACAUUUUAUUCACCACCCAGAUCGACAUUUGUCUCUCUGAGGAUUUGGGUUGAUCUCAAAGCAUAAGGAUUUUCUUUCACUUAGAGCACAAGCAAUCACAAUUCCCGUCCUUUUUUCAUGUCCCCGCAUUCGCCCCAUGUUUGUAUGUGAUCAACUGUAAAUAUAUAUGUG
Pisolithus orientalis is the source of this 1092-nucleotide messenger RNA. RefSeq lists its product as uncharacterized. The record is from RefSeq and is a predicted model, not a curated record. The coding region runs from base 156 to 974 and encodes 272 amino acids. Lineage: Eukaryota; Fungi; Basidiomycota; Agaricomycetes; Boletales; Pisolithaceae. The transcript is spliced from 11 exons.